UAUGGUGUUGGGUGGCUCUGAAACUAAAACUGAUCUAGAAAGGGUAGAGAGAGGCGUAGAGGCAGAGGGAAGUAAAGAGAAAUGCUUCAUCCAGCAGCGCUCACACCACCAUGUCCGUUUCCCGCAGGCAGAGUUACAGUGAGGGUGUCUCCAAUGGCGAUUCUGAAAGGAAAGACGGUGGUGGGUUCGAGGAUAAGGUGCAUGGCCAAUCCUCGGAGAGUCCAAAUGGUGGCCAAGCAAAUAAGGAGGGAGCUUUCUGACAUGCUUCUCACUGACAAAGUCUUGCAGUACGCCGUUCUUCCAGAAGCUUCCUUAGGAGCCGACCGUUACCUCUCCUCCCUCACCACCAUCACCGACGUCCAAGUCUCCGGUGACUUGCAGGUCGUUAAGGUCUAUGUCUCUGUUUUUGGAGAUGAGCGAGGCAAAGAAGUCGCCAUCGCCGGCUUGAAGUCCAAGGCUAAAUAUGUUCGCAGUGCGUUGGGCAAGCGCAUCAAGUUGCGCUUAACUCCCGAGAUUCGCUUUAUAGAGGACGAUUCUUUCGAGAAAGGAAGCAGGGUGAUUGCAAUAUUAGAUAAAAUCAAGAAUGACAAGAGCACAGAGAGACAAAACAAGGACAAGUUGGAUUCAUCAGCUAAUGCGGAUGAUGAUGAUGAUGAUUGGGAUGGUGAAGAUCCUGACGAAGGAAUCAUUUAUGUGGAAUAGAUGCCUCCCAGUGCAUCACUUUUGUGCCUGUUUUAUAUCGACAGAUCUUUCGCUCUUGAUAGUGAUUGGAAAGACUUCACUAAAAUGCUUGCUAGAAAGAUGCUGUUUUCUAGUUCUAACAAGUGACAACAUUAUCUGAACAUCAAGACCUUGCAUUGUCAACCCUGAAGUGAUGUAGACCCAUUUUGGGGUUUUCUCUCCUUAUAUGGCUUAACCCAGGAUGUUAGUAUACACGAGGACUCACUGUAUAAAAUUAUUUUCCUUGCUUUACUUAUUCCGGUAAGUGGAAUUUAUAAUGUUUACUAUUGCUGCUGUCUGAAUUUGGGUGUGUUGAACAAAUUACGCUCAACCAGAUGCAUGUACAUGUCAAUGUGGUAUCUUUAUGCUCUUUCUUUCUUUUUACAUGGUGUUCAUUUAAUUUAGUGGGUUGUCCUGCUUCCCGGGUUUACCUCGUGUCACUUUUCACUGGUAUGUAUUGAUCAGGAAUAUAGUACUGGCAGUUGCCAUGGUUAAAAA
Cajanus cajan (pigeon pea) is the source of this 1218-nucleotide messenger RNA. The record is from RefSeq and is a predicted model, not a curated record. NCBI's taxonomy places the organism in Eukaryota, Viridiplantae, Streptophyta, Magnoliopsida, Fabales, Fabaceae.